AUGAACUCUUUUGAUCCUCCAGACCAAGGUGCAGAGCUAGACUCUCUGAGCUCUUCCUUCCAAGCCGCAUUUGAUCGGGUCUUCCAGACUACCCAGAAGGUCAGCGAAGACCCUCUCUUGCGAGUAGCCCAAGGAACGGAGGUUUCUCAACUCAAAGCAAUCAGCACUCCUGGCGAUGCUCAUUCUGUGCAGGCAGCCAUUGAAGAUGUAUUCACCAUCUCUGACUAUCGAAUGCGAACGAACCAUCCCAAAUGUUUUAGCUUUAUUCCAUCACCUGCCUCGCCACUUUCUUGGAUAGGAGAUUGCCUGUCGAGCGCUUUCAACUCCUUUGCUGGAUCGAGACUGCAGGGCUCUGGUGUGGCUAUUGUUGAGCAGACGCUGCUGCAGUGGCUCUCGGCCAAAGUUGGACUUCCAGAUACGUCUGGAGGAAUCUUUGUCUCAGGGGGCUCCAUGGCAAACAUGAGCGGCAUGGUGCUGGCAAGAGAAUGCAUAUUGGAUCCCGAUACUGAACAUCUGGGCGUCGCGUAUCUCUCUGAUCAGACACACCAUUCUGUCAAGAAGGCUCUUCGCAUUAUUGGUAUCAAAAGAAGUCAAAUACGUUCUGUUCCUACGAGCGGAUCCUUUCAGAUGGAUGUGACCACUUUGAAAGAUGCCAUCAAAACGGACCGCGAAGCAGGACUGAAGCCUUUUGUCAUCGUCGCCACAUGCGGGACAACAAACACUGGAAGCAUCGAUCCAUUGGAGGCGCUUGCCCAGGUACGCGAUGAAGAGAAGAUCUGGCUUCAUAUCGAUGGUGCGUACGGCGCGUCAGCUUCCCUUGCUGCAACUCGAAGCUCUGUCGCCAACGGUCUUGGGCUGGCAGACAGUAUUUCCUGGGAUGCACACAAAUGGCUGUUUCAGACAUAUAGCUGUAGCCUCAUCCUUGUGAGAAACAAGAUCAACUUGGUCAAAGUUUUUAACAACGACGGCGACUAUCUUCGCGAUGCGCUCGAUGACGAAGAGAUACCCAACUUUUGGAACCUUGGCAUGGAACUAACGCGCCCCUCACGAGCGCUGAAACUAUGGUUCACCCUACGAGUGCUCGGUGUGGAAAGAUUUGGGACGAUGAUCGAUCAUGGGUUUCAUCUUGCUGAAAUUGCUGAGGCCGAGAUUUUAAAGUUGUCGGAUUGGGAAAUUACAAGUCGAGCGAGUAUGGCGAUCGUGACCUUCCGAUAUGCACCUAAGGAAAAGACUGAGGAGGAGUUGGAUGAAUUAAAUGCUGCGAUCUCAAAGCAUUUGGUGGAAAACAAUGUUGGAUUGAUUUUGACUACAAAGCUACGAGGGAGAAUCGUUCUGAGGAUCUGCUCUAUCAGCCCGGUGCUAGGCGGGGGCGAAAUGGUGGAGGUUAUUCAGCAGACUAACAAGGUUGCACAGCUCAUUUCUAAACAGCGCAGUCAAUAAGCGAGCAUAUUCAACAUUACAAUUCCA
Molecule: messenger RNA, 1467 nt
Organism: Fusarium oxysporum Fo47
Lineage: Eukaryota; Fungi; Ascomycota; Sordariomycetes; Hypocreales; Nectriaceae
Product: pyridoxal phosphate-dependent transferase
Exons: 1
Coding region: 1-1440 (479 amino acids)
Biological process (GO): amino acid metabolic process
Molecular function (GO): carboxy-lyase activity; pyridoxal phosphate binding
Source: RefSeq, a predicted model, not a curated record